Messenger RNA from Lucilia sericata (common green bottle fly), 2672 nucleotides. RefSeq lists its product as uncharacterized. Gene Ontology annotation, molecular function: protein binding. NCBI's taxonomy places the organism in Eukaryota, Metazoa, Arthropoda, Insecta, Diptera, Calliphoridae. Bases 572 to 1897 code for a protein of 441 amino acids. The transcript is spliced from 6 exons. The record is from RefSeq and is a predicted model, not a curated record. Gene Ontology annotation, biological process: regulation of DNA-templated transcription.
AGUUUACUUUAGCACCUUAAGGCGAGCGGUUAACAAAGCACGCCAGACAGAGCACUGCCAAACAAAUAAAAAAAUUAAUUUAGAAAAAAAUUUAAAAAAGAAACGGUUUUAAAGUUUUAAAAGUAAAAAAUAUUAAAUAAGUAAAAGAAAGCUUUUUCUAAUAAGUGCAACGAAAAAUAGUUAAAUAUAUGAAAAACAAAGAAAAUCUAUAAUGAAAAACAAAAGAAAAGUGUUCUCCAUGUGAUAAGAAAAUUUUAAGUAAUACAACUACAACAAACCCACAAUAAAAUUAUCACAAGAAAAUUUGAUUAAAUUAUUAACACUAAUUGAUUGUGUGUUUGUUUAUAACUAAAACUUAUAAUAAUAAAAAAACUAACAUUAAACAAAUUAAGAAAAUUUUAUAUUUUUCAUAAAAAAAAUCAAAUUUUUUUUCUUAAACUACCAAAAAAGUGAUUUUUUUCCAAGAAAAGAAAACUUCACUAACCCAGCAAUUCAAAUAAAAGGGAUUUAUUAUUAAAAUACUAUUUUAUACAAAAAAAGCUAAAUAAAUUAAAAAAAAAACAAAACAAAUAUGAUUUCACGUCGCAAAAUCAUUUCACGUUCUUUGGAUAAUUUGGAUGCCAUUGGUCCCAAUACCGAAGAAGAGGAGGAUGUUUGGUAUGACAAAGAGAAAUUAUUUCGUGAUCAUUUAGAGGAGGUCAUGGCAAAAUGGGAACAAAUUGAUGAUGAAAUUUGGGCGAAAAUUAUUGUUUUCGAAAAGAAUCGUCGUGUCGCCAAAGCUUAUGCCAGAUCAUCGGUUAUAUCGAUAAAUGGUUCGAAACAGGGUUUUGAUGGUGUAAGAAUUGGUUUAAAUGGUUUCGAUAAUCCUAUGCGAGAUUCUGAAAUAAAAGUCAUUAAAAAAUCCAUUGGCGAUGGUUUCAAAAUCAAAAUGGAUGAUAUUGGUAAUAUAUUUGUAAAGCGUUAUGGUAAAAGUGGUGUCUUUGUACACAAUACAAGUCAAACGAAUGAGGAAACAGUUAUUGGCGGAGAUAUUUUACAGUUACCCAAUAUGGCGUUGACAACUGGCACAUCGGCAAAGCUUUUCGAUAUGCGUAAAUUUACAACGAAUAUAAAUCGCGAAUUUUCCCGCACUUAUCCCGAGAGUUCACGUCUCGAGGGACAGUGUUUGUCGGCCAUAUCGCUGGUUAAAACGAAUAACAAUUUACUCAAUUGUCCGCUUUGGAUAAUGGUCAUAAAUGUCGUAGCCAUUGAUAUGUACAAGAAUCGUUUGCAGUCGUUGCCAAAAUCUCUAGAUGCCAUGGGUACACGUUUGCCAUUAAGUGCAGUAGGCGGUCAUGUUGCAGGCAGUGAGGAUCCCUAUUCAACGAUUGAAAGUCAAGUUGGUUUAAUCUAUCCAACACCAGCCGCCUCAGAUGAUUCGAAUAAUUCGUCGAAUUCAUCGAGUAAAGGAAGACGCAGUGUUUAUAAUAUGCAAAAUUAUAUAGAAGAGAGUCCGUAUAUGCCAAAGCCUGAUUAUGAUAUUUACAAUCAAGCUGUACCCAUGUUGACCAGUAAAAAGAAUAAAUCUUCACAAAAUCGCAAAAAACAAGAUGAUCCUUACUAUUGUGGUCUUUUGGCACGUAUACCGAAUUUCAUUAAGACCUCUAAGCCCAGUGACAGUAAUAAGAAAAUGAGUAAAAAAGAGGCAAAAAUUGCACGUAAAAUUUCAGCAUCACAACAACAAUUAUUGCAAGUGCCACCACAACCAGCCCAUCCCAUACCUAUAGCCACAUUUCAUCAGCAAUAUCAACCCUUUCAUGCCUAUUAUCCCUAUAAAUUGUACUCACAAAAUCAUCGUCUAUCACAAUCGCAAUUAUCACUAUGGGAUGCCCGUAGUUUAAUAAGUGCCCAUGAAUAAGCAAAAUAACUUUUUUCCACAAGUGUUUUGGUUUCCUGGCCAACUUUUGACUUAUUUAUUAACUUUAUUUUGUGUUAUUUAUAUUAAUUAUAAACAAAAUUUUAUUUUAAAUUUCUUUCCUUUUUUGUAAUUUUUAUUUUAUAAAUGAAAUUUUUAUUAUUUCUUAUGAAAAAAAAGAAAAGUUGUUUUAGCGCAGCUUUUUUUAAUUUAUGUGAUUUUAUUUCUUCUAUUAAGGAGUUUGAAAUGUGUCAAACUAAAAACCUUAAUUCCCGCCCUUUAAAGAGUGCGCUUUCCUUAAAUUUUUAUAAAUGCAAUAUUUUUUAUUAUAAUUACUUAAAAAUCGAAAUAAAAAAAUACUCGUCAUUAUUAUUAUAUUUUAUUAAAUAUAAAUUUUUAUAAGUCAUUUAAAUAUGUAUUUUAAGAAAAUUUUCUAUUUUGCCAUAGAUAUUUUUCGUAUAUAAUUAAUUUUUUAAGACUGAAACAUGUCCUUUUUUUCUAAUAUACACACGAGCAAAAUGUGAGAAAAAUUAAUAAAAUAGUUAAUAAAAAUAAAACUAAUUUAAUGAUAAUUUGUUAUACUAGCCUUUUUUGUUUUAUGUGUAAAUAUUUAAAAGAAAAGUAAAUGUCAAUGUAAAUGUAAAUAGUUUAAGUAUGAGCUAGUUAUGAUUUAUAUAAAGAAAAAUAUACUUAAAAUUUUUAUAUGUGUUAAUUUAAGAUACAUUCGAUACAUUUAUUAUAUAUAAUUUAUAAUGAAAAUAAAAUAUACUGAAAAAAA